AGAGUGAGAGAGUAAGAAAGAGAGAGAGAGACUGCAGCAUCGCCGGAGACCGGAGGCAACAGCAGCAGCAGCAGUCCCGAGCAGUGCAGGUGAGAGGGAGGAGAAAAAGAGCUCGAGGAGGAGGAGGAGGAGUGAGUGAGAGAGAGAGAGAGAAUGCGGGACUCUUGGAAGAAAGACGCAUCUCCUUUCGGCCCAACACCGCUGCAUGCUGGCAUCCAUCAAGCCAUCUAUCCCGAGGAGGGAUUACUCCAAAACUGAUCUAUGUCGGGUAACCGGUCAAGCACACCAACAAACGGGGGAUACGUCAGUUUUUUGUUUUCUUUUAAUUUGGUGAGGAGAAAAUAUUAGAAAAAACUCGCUCUGGUCCUCUUCCUCUAACUUGCGUAAAGGAAUCUGAGUGCUUGGCACGUUGUUCCACUGCGGGAAACGCGGCUGUACUAGAAGUGGUGCUGCAUUGCAGUUUCUAACUGAAAAGCCUCUGUCCCGAAUGUGACUGGAAUCAAAAGAACUUCCAAAUGGGCAUUAUGAAUUGAUAAGAGCCUCUUUAGGAUAGCUCUGCGAUGUAAAGAGUGAAGUGGAUUUAAUCAAAGGUUAAUGAAUAGCAAGCAGGAUGGAUUUCCUUUUUGCAUCCUUAUGGCUUGAAGAGGCGAGUAAGACUGCAGAAAUAUUUUUAUAGAAGUUCAAAACCCACCAGAGUGUAGGAGGAGAGGAGCAAAAAAGAAAGGAAAGAAAGGAUCUGCUGAAGUGAACUACACUGAAGCUUUUCCCGGACCCCAGGCGGCAGUCCGCAGAGAGCGAUAGAGACGGUAAGAAUUGAUAAAUCAGACACCCACGCUGUGGAGCUGCACCAGACCACAAAACACCAAUAAACCAAGAGAGGAGCCCACAGCUGGGUGUUGAGGAGGAAAGAAACAGGAAGGAGCCAUGCCGAGGUUUGGUGCAGUGCACUCUGUAGUGUUGUUGCUGCAGCUGCUGACUCAGCUACCGGCUUCAGACUCAGCUCUUCGGUACCGGGUGGCAGAGGAGGGCCCGCCGGAUGUUCGGAUCGGCAGCGUGGCCGCGGAUCUGGGCCUCACGGCGGGCACAGGCAGCGGGGACGUCACCUUCGCCCUUGAGAGUGGUUCAGAGUACUUCAAGAUUGACAACGUGACAGGUGAGCUGACCACAGGCCCGCGGCGCAUUGACAGAGAGAAGCUCCCACAGUGCCAGAUGAUCUUUGAUGAGAACGAGUGCUUCUUGGACUUUGAGGUAUCAGUGAUUGGGCCGCUGCAGAGCUGGGUAGACCUCUUCGAAGGCCGAGUUGUCAUCACAGACAUCAAUGACAACACGCCUUCCUUCCCCUCACCUGUCCUGCAGCUCUCUGUUGAGGAGAAUCGCCCCAUUGGAACUCUCUACCUGCUCCCCACGGCCACGGACAGGGAUUUCGGGCGGAAUGGCAUUGACCGCUAUGAGCUUAUCCAAGAUAAUGGAGCUGGGUCAAGUUUAACGAGGCGCACAGCAGGAGGAAACCCCAUUACUAGAGUGGAUGGACUUGACCGCAGGGGCAGAAGUGGUGAUAGUGGAGGAGGAGCGAGGAGCAGUGUGUUUGAGCUGCAAGUAGCAGACAUACCAGAUGGUGAGAAGCAGCCUCAGCUCAUCGUGAAGGGCACACUGGAUAGAGAGCAGAAGGACUCAUAUGAGCUGAUCCUCAAAGUUCGUGAUGGAGGGAACCCACCACGUUCCUCCCAAGCUCUGCUUCGGGUUUCUAUCACUGAUGUAAAUGACAACAGUCCACAGUUUGAGAGGUCUACAUAUGAAGCUGAGAUGACUGAAAAUGCUCCUCCAGGUACACCUGUUCUCCAGGUCAGGGCUUCUGACCGGGACAUUGGAGUGAAUGGGCAGGUGGAGUACGUAUUUGGAGCUGCUACUGAAAAUGUCAGGCGACUCCUGCGGCUAGAUGAGGCAACUGGUUGGUUGAGUGUUCUUCACAGGAUUGACAGAGAGGAGGUGGCCCAGCUGAAGUUCACAGUGAUGGCCAAAGACCGGGGUCAGCCUCCCAGGACUGACCGCACCACAGUGGUUCUGGGUGUACGGGAUGAAAAUGACAAUGUUCCGGUUGUGGAGAUCAGAAAGAUCGGACGGAUCCUUGUCCGGGAUGGAGCGGCACUGGUGCCAGAGAAUGUCCUGGUGGACACGCCUGUGGCUCUGGUCCAGGUGUCAGAUCGAGACCAGGGAGAGAAUGGGGCGGUGACCUGCACGGUGGUAGGAGAUGUCCCAUUCACUCUGAAGCCAGCGGGUGAAACACUACUCCCACCCCCGCCUGCAGAUGAAGCCUUUGACAGAAACAAGAAAAAAUAUUUCCUACACACUUCAGCCUUGCUGGACUAUGAGGCCAUUAAAGAGUACAGUGUAACCAUUGUGGCAGUAGAUUCCGGCAGCCCCAGUCUAUCUAGUAAUAGCUCGUUGAUGGUGCGGGUGGUAGACAUCAACGAUCAUGCUCCGAUCUUUGCUCAGAGCAAUGUGGAGGUCCACUUUGCAGAGAACAAUGGACCUGGUGAAAGGGUGGUCACUGUAGUUGCCACAGAUGCAGACAGUGGCAAAAAUGCUGAAAUUGCAUAUUCCUUGGACCCAGCGUCUAAUGUACCUUUUUACAUAGAUGCAGAUAAUGGAGAUAUUCGAGCUACAGGGAUUCUGGACCGUGAGCAACGAGAGAGGUAUGAGUUGCGAGUACUUGCAAAAGACAAAGGCACACCCUCUCUGCAAGGGUCUGCAACCGUUGCUGUACAGGUGACUGAUCGUAACGACAACGCACCGAAGUUUGUUCAAGAAAUCUUCACAUUUUAUGUAAAAGAGAACCUGCUAGCCAACAGUCCAGUCGGCAUGGUUACAGUGACUGAUGCAGACGAAGGUGAGAACGCAGAGCUCAGCCUAUUUGUUGAGGUAGAUGGGGCAGAUGGAAAGACGGCAGGGGAGAAGGUGGAGGGAGAAGAUAGCGCGAAUGAGCAAGAAGAGCUAUUCUCUAUUGAGAACAAUACAGGAACAAUUUUUUCUGCUGCAUCAUUUGACCGUGAAAGGCUUUCCACCUACACCUUCCGCGUCCGGGCUGUGGAUGGAGGGGAGCCCCGCAAAACCGCCACCGCCACCGUCUCGCUUUUUGUGACAGAUGAAAAUGACAACGCACCUUCAAUCACCUCUCCUGCCAAUGAGUCCUACACACUCCUACCACCUGCCAGCAGUGCCCGCACCAUUGUCAGAACUGUAACGGCCAUAGACUCAGACACAGGCCCAAAUGCUGACCUUCACUAUGCAUUAGUGGGAGGAAAUCCGUUCAGACUGUUUGAGAUUGGCCACACCAAUGGAGUUAUCACCCUGGCAGAGCCUCUUGAGCGGCGCCACAGAGGUCUGCAUCGCCUGGUUGUACGAGUCAACGACAGUGGCAUCCCUUCGCUUUGUGCCACCGCACUGGUUCACAUCUUCAUCAAUGAGAGCUUGGCAAAUGCCACCCUAGUGGAUGCACAGGUUGCCCGUAGCCUGAUGGCCCCACUGUCUCUAGACAUUGCCGGAGACCCAGACAGUGAACGUGCGUUGGGAAAACAGCGCCUCAGUGUUGCCAUUGGCGUCCUCGCGGGAGCAGCAGCAGUCAUCUUGGUGAUUCUUCUUGUGGUCACGGCCAGACAGUGUGGGGCUCAGGGCAAGAACGGCUAUGAGGCUGGUAAGAAGGAGCCAGAGGAAGACUUCUUCAGUCCGUCAGGGGCUCAACCUCAAGCCAGUCGAGGCAGUGGAUCUGACCGUGGUCGUAAACCGAGGCGAGACAAGCGUGGAGGAGGCAGUGGUGGCACAGCUGGAGGGGGAGGGAAGUCAGACAGAUCUCUAUACAGUGGCAUUGUAACAGUUAAUGGCCUGCAUCGCCACAUCAACGAUGAAGAUGAGGAGGAACUGAGCAGUGCUAGUGAGCGCCUAGCAGCCCGCUACUGUGCUGUGGACGGUGACCCAGGCAGCCCACGAAUGGGUGGUGGCAGAAGACACCAGUCAAGCCCCGAUCUUGCUAGGCAUUACAAAUCUAGUUCGCCUCUCCCUGCAGUGAAUCUCCAGCCUCAUUCACCCCCAGCGGAGGGAAAGAAGCACCAGGCAGUGCAGGAGCUGCCUCCUUCCAACACCUUCGUGGGUAGCGGCGGGUGUGUGGGGAGUGCCGGCUCCAGUAGCAGCAGCACUGGAGGUAGUGGCAACGCAGAUGCCAUGUCCCUGGGAUCAGACCAAUGCUCAGAUUACAGCUGCCAGGCUGCGAACAAGUACAGCAAACAGGGGACCCUUCGCCGGGUGACCUUCUCGGUCGUAAGCCAACCUCAGGACGGUGGUUGCUAUGACAGUGGGCUGGAAGACUCGGAAACACCAAGCAGCAAGAGCUCGUCAGGGCCGCGGAUGGGAGCCCUGCCUCUUCCCGAAGAAGGUUACGAGCGCACGACGCCAGAGGGGAGUGUGGGGGAGGAAGAGCACGUAGAGAACGACGCUAGACAGCUGCCAGAUGUAGCACUAACUGGAAAGUGCACCAGGGAGUGCGAUGAGUUCGGCCACUCUGACACAUGCUGGAUGCCCGUUCGCCCUUCACCGCGGCAACGGCAGCGACACGGAAGUGACCCUCCACGUCUCUCAACCUUCGCCCCAGGUGACGACAACAACAACCUCCGUGGCAAUGACCGUGAAAGCGACAGUGAGAGCGCCGGCAGUGCAGGGAGCUCGGAGCCUGGGGUCGUAGUUGGAGGAGAGGGUCAGAGGUUACCCCUGGUCAAUGGCGACCCCCUCGGCACCCUGGGCCGCGGAGACCGCAACAGGAACAUGGGUGACCACAACCGGAAUCUUCUGAACCGCAAAAUGACUUCCACAUCCUACGACACAUUCAGCGGUGCGGGCCUUGGGAGGUGCCAGCCCGAGGAUGAGGGAGGAGAGGGCAAGAACCCACCUGAGGUCAUACCACUAGCGCGGACUGGAGGGGACUACAAGACGACCUCCUGCCUUACAUUGUCACGCCGGGAGGUCUACCUGUAACAGCCUGGAGGUUGAGCAAUCCCAAUGAAACUUCUACAUUUGUUUGUUGAAGAUAGAGGUUGCAAUCUGCACAGACAAUUCAUCAGUGUGGUUGGUGUUUUCAGCCUGCUAAGAUGUGAAAAGGUCAAAUGGAUGCUUUCAAAAAGCUAAUAUUAAACUGUAACUUUUAGACUCGGACUAACAAAUAUCAGCACUUAAACCUGAAUAAGUCAUUGAUCAGCUCUUGGACUUGGAACUCUUUCUAAAAAAACUGUUUUUUUUAUAACUGCUGAAAGCUACCUAAAAGGCAAUGACUGUGUGUGUCUGAGGGGAGGAAAUCAAUAUUUCUUUCCGUUUUUUUUUUUUACUAAAUCCAAUGCAUGCCCGACUCUUUGACCAUAGAGGUAUCUAUGUGAAGAAGACUGUGUGAACUCUGAUGCUCUAAAUGGCUGGGUGCAUCUAAAGAAACUGAGGCUUCAGCAGGCCAGAACUGGACUCCUCUGGUGAGAUAUAGCUGAAAGACAGCUGAAAUUUCCCCCUGUGGAAAAAACAGACGAGAAGAAAAUGGCGAGUUUUUCAAUUAAAUUGAUCUAAUUCAAAGUGGUCAAACUUUCCUAUGCUUACAGUUCCUUGCAAAAGUGUUCAUAUCCCUACAUCUUUACCACAGUUUGUUACAACCUUUAAACUUACAUAUAUUUUAUUGGAAUUUUUGUGACAAACUAUUACAAAGUAGCGAUCUACUUCCUUUAAAACUAACAGUGCAUCUUCCUGAACACACCAACAGGGACACUUCAUGCCUUUCUUCAGCAGGGACAAGGAAGCUGGUCAGAGUUGAUGAGAAGAUGUUUGGAGCUAAUAGAGGUCCAUCCUGGAAAAAAACCUGUUAGAGGCUGCAGAAGACUUGAGAUUGGUGCUGAGGUUAGCCUUCCAGUAUGAUCACAAACCUAAGCAUACAGCCAGCGGCAUAAUGGAAUGGUUUCGAUCAAGGAAUAUUCAUGUGUUAGAAUGGCCCACAGGUUUCCUUUGCAGUCUUGAAAAGUCUGGAAAAAUCUUGAAUUUGAUUAUAUUGUUUUUCAUGUCUGGAUAAAGUGUUAAUUGAGGAUGGAGUUUACAGAUGUUUGGCUUUAUGUUACUAGAAGAUAAAAGAAACACCCACUAAUUCAUUAACUGGAAAAAGACUAUUUCACUCUUUUUGUAACCUAAAAACUAUUUUAUUUCUUGGUUUCUGACUAGACUCAAUGUUCUUGAACUGGGUUCACUUUAGAUUUUAAAUAAAACAUAAAUUCCUGCUUUUCUUCCCAUCAUAAACUGUGAUUUAAAGGCUCUGUAUUUUACCUGGAUAAUCCCAUCUAGAGUGUAGUAAAUGUAUUAUAGAUUUCAACUGACCUAACUUCGAGAUAAAAAACAAAUGACUGUGAAUUAGCCCUUUACUUUCAGAACUGUGGUUUUCCUGAUUUGCGGGGGGGAAAGAUAAAACUGGAUUAUGUAAAUACUUUUUACUCAGAUAGCUAUUAUCCAGUAAAAACAGAUGUAAUAAAUGUAGAAAAAAAUAGCUCACGAAAAGAAUGUAACUUCAAAAUGGAAAAUUUGUAGGAAUCCUUGCCAUA
Molecule: messenger RNA, 6608 nt
Organism: Girardinichthys multiradiatus
Lineage: Eukaryota; Metazoa; Chordata; Actinopteri; Cyprinodontiformes; Goodeidae
Gene: pcdh7a
Product: protocadherin 7a
Exons: 6
Coding region: 925-5022 (1365 amino acids)
Biological process (GO): homophilic cell-cell adhesion
Cellular component (GO): plasma membrane
Molecular function (GO): calcium ion binding
Source: RefSeq, a predicted model, not a curated record